CGAACAGCAGAAACACUUCCUGGUUUAAUGAAAGCGGUCAUGUCGAGAAGGAGUGAUGCGGCUUCUGAAACACAGUAGAUAGCUGUGUUAUUAUAGAGACUGGAUAGGUUUGUUUUUGGGAGACAGGGUGAGAAUUGGUUUAAAAAAAAACACACACACAAUGGGUUUACUGACAAUAUUGAAAAAGCUGAAACACAAGGAGCGAGAGAUGCGUCUGCUGAUGCUUGGACUGGACAAUGCUGGGAAAACCACCAUCCUGAAGAAGUUUAAUGGCGAGGAUGUCAGCACCAUUUCUCCAACAUUAGGAUUCAACAUAAAGACACUAGAGCACAGAGGGUUCAAGUUGAACAUCUGGGAUGUGGGGGGUCAGAAGUCCCUUCGGUCAUACUGGAGGAAUUAUUUUGAGAGCACAGAUGGACUGGUGUGGGUGGUGGACAGCGCAGACAGGCUUAGACUGGAGGACUGCAGGAGGGAACUUAGUACACUUUUACUGGAGGAGAGACUUGCAGGAGCCACUCUUCUGGUGUUUGCCAACAAGCAGGAUUUGCCUGGGGCGUUGUCUAAGGAUGCCAUCAGAGAGGCACUCGCUCUGGAUGAGAUUAAAACACAUCACUGGUGUAUAGUGGGCUGCAGUGCAGUGACUGGAGAGAACCUCCUGAUGGGUGUGGACUGGCUCCUGGAUGACGUUGCUGCUAGGAUUUUCACAGCAGACUGAAAUCGGCCAGGUGUUCUACGAUUUAACAAAUUGAAGAAACUUGGUUAUAAACCUAAAGAGGCAUCAUAAUGUACCACUGUCUGCAUGGAUGUGUAGAUCCAAACAGCAAAAAGUCUUGGUGCCUUUGAAGGUCCAUGUUAGCUUUGUGUCUACCCAUCCAAAGCGAAAUGUUCAAAUUAAAGUCUGUUGAAAUAU
Messenger RNA from Clarias gariepinus (North African catfish), 910 nucleotides. RefSeq names its product ADP-ribosylation factor-like 2 (gene arl2). NCBI's taxonomy places the organism in Eukaryota, Metazoa, Chordata, Actinopteri, Siluriformes, Clariidae. Gene Ontology annotation, molecular function: GTPase activity; GTP binding. Gene Ontology annotation, cellular component: cytoplasm; microtubule cytoskeleton. The coding region runs from base 161 to 715 and encodes 184 amino acids. The record is from RefSeq and is a predicted model, not a curated record. The transcript is spliced from 5 exons. Gene Ontology annotation, biological process: protein folding.